AUGGAAUCUAAAACAAGUAUCCAUUCCUCCCAUUCUGCUCGGUUGGAGGAAAGAGUGAUUCAUGAAACUCUAUCUUACGAUGACAAAAAAGCCGGAAGCUUCUAUGACAAUGAAGAUGCUAUCGGUGGAAACACACCAGAUGAAUACACUGACGAAGACUCUCCUAUUGAAGAAGUCCGUGCUGUAGUGCCAAAUACGGAUGACCCCUCUUUACCUGUCUUUACCUUCCGUAUGUGGUCUCUUGGUAUGGUUUUCAGUUGUUUGCUUGCCUUUGUCAACCAGUUCUUUUGGUACAGACGUAAUGCCAUGACUCUCUCACCUCUGGUUGUUCAAUUGAUCUCCUUCCCCAUUGGUAAACUGAUGGAGCUGGUUAUUCCUAAAUCAAGAUUCUGGAACCCUGGGCCAUUUAACAUGAAGGAGCAUGUCUUGAUUACUGCCAUGGCCAAUUGUUGUUACAGUACUGCUUAUGCUGUUGAUAUCAUCACUAUUCAAAACUUGUGGUACGAUCAAGAUAUGGGUUGGGGUGGUGGUAUUCUCCUUAUCUGGACUACUCAACUCAUCGGUUUCGGUAUGGCUGGUGUCCUCAGACCCUAUCUCGUCUAUCCUAGCUCCAUGAUCUGGCCUGCUAAUCUCGCCAACAUCUCCUUGUUCAGAUCGUUCCACAUCUCUGACGGUGAAUGGACUGGCAUCUCACGUUACAGAUACUUUAUGUACAGUUUCGCCGCCAUGUUUGUGUACUACUGGCUCCCAGGUUACUUUUUCCAAGUCUUGACCUUCUUCUCAUGGGUCUGCUGGAUCAAGCCCUCAAACCGUGUUCUCUCUCAACUUACUGGUGGUCUUGAUGGCCUUGGUAUGUUUGCCAUCUCCUUUGACUGGUCUACUAUCGUCUCGUUUCUUGGAAGUCCUUUGGUUGUACCUUGGUAUGCUAUUGCCAACAUUGCCGUUGGUGCUGCUCUUGUCUCUUGGGUCAUUGUUCCCGCUCUCUACUAUGGUAAUGUUUGGGAUGCUCAAAAGUUCCCCAUCAUUACGUCUGCUUUGUUCACCAAGGAUGGUGGAGCUUGGAAUAACACUAUCGUCAUGAAUGCUGACAAGACUUUGAAUGCCGAGGUUUACGAAGAAUAUGGCCCUCUUUAUAUGACUAGUUUCUUUGCUUUUACCUACGGUAUCAUGUUUGCUGGUGUUACCAGUAUUUUGUCUCACACCUUCUUGUUCCACGGUAAAGACAUUGUCAAGCAGUUCAAGCGUGCUCGUACUGAUGAUGAGGAUAUCCAUCGCAAGUUGAUGCGUGCCUACCCUGAAGUGCCUCUGUGGUGGUAUCUCGCCAUCUUCUUUGGCUCAUUUGCUGCUUCCUUUGGUGUUAUCUAUGGAUGGCCCGAGAUUAAGCUCCCCUGGUGGGGCCUCAUUCUUGCUAUUGCUAUUCCUGUCAUCUUUACUCUUCCCAUUGGUAUUAUUCAAGCUGUGACAAAUCAACAACCUGGUCUCAACAUCAUCACUGAACUUGUUAUUGGUUACGCUUUACCCGGUCAUCCUAUCGCCAAUGUCACCUUCAAGACAUAUGGUUACAUUUCAAUGGCCCAAUGCUUGACCUUUAUCAGUGAUUUGAAAUUGGGUCAUUAUACCAAAGUUCCUCCUAAGGCUAUGUUCUGGGCUCAAAUUGCUGGUACUGUAAUCGCUGGUGUGAUCAACUUGGCAACUGCUAAAUGGUUGAUGGCCACUGUUGAAAACAUCUGUACACCCGAAGCCUAUCCAUUCACUUGCCCUAGUGCUCAUACCUUCUACUCUGCUUCUAUCAUUUGGGGUACGAUUGGACCCGGCAGAAUGUUUGGAGGCAAUAGUCCUUAUAGUUCUAUGAACUGGUUCUUCCUCAUUGGUUUUAUCUUGCCCAUUCCCUUUUGGUUCUUGUCCAAGAAAUACCCAAAUAGCUUGUGGAAAUAUGUUCAUAUUCCCCUUAUUUUCAACGCCACUGGUAUGAUGCCUCCUGCCGUCCCUCUCAACUUUUCCAUGUGGUGCGCCACUGGUUUCGUCUUUAUGUUCUGGUUGCGUAAAUAUCGCCACAACUGGUGGAUCAAGUACAACUACCUUACUUCUGCAGCAUUCGAUUCUGGCUGUGCCAUCGCUGCUCUUAUCAUUUGGGGCGUUGUGCAGGGCUCUGGUUACACUCCUGACUGGUGGGGCAACGGAGGCUCUGAUAGUUUCGAUCACUGCCCUCUCUCUUCAGCCACUGGACUCGAGUAA
This is a messenger RNA of Mucor velutinosus, 2235 nucleotides long. Its product is annotated as Tripeptidyl-peptidase II. The record is from RefSeq and is a predicted model, not a curated record. The transcript has 3 exons. Gene Ontology annotation, molecular function: oligopeptide transmembrane transporter activity. The coding region runs from base 1 to 2235 and encodes 744 amino acids. NCBI's taxonomy places the organism in Eukaryota, Fungi, Mucoromycota, Mucoromycetes, Mucorales, Mucoraceae. Gene Ontology annotation, biological process: transmembrane transport. Gene Ontology annotation, cellular component: plasma membrane.